Messenger RNA from Pyrenophora tritici-repentis Pt-1C-BFP, 639 nucleotides. RefSeq names its product RNA-binding protein (RRM domain). Gene Ontology annotation, molecular function: nucleic acid binding. Lineage: Eukaryota; Fungi; Ascomycota; Dothideomycetes; Pleosporales; Pleosporaceae. The record is from RefSeq and is a predicted model, not a curated record.
AUGGAUGACCCCAAGAAGAUGCUCGCGGAGCUCAUUGAACUAUCCACCGAGACUAAACAGUGGGCCUUACACUUCCCUAUUGAACACAAUGCUCCAAACACCCUGCUUGAAACCUUGGGUAAUAAGAUGGGGAGUUCAGUUCCAGGAAGUUCCGAUAACAAUGGCGAAAAUCUCGAAACUCUACGCUGCAGUCUAAUGGCUCUGCCAUCUCUCUCAGAGUUGGGAACUUCUUCCAUCCAUACCACAUCUGAACUACCCAACCCCGCUGCCUUUCCACUCGAUACAGCCGAAGACAAAGCUAGGAAGGAGGCUGAAGAUAUGAUUCAGAGGGAGGAGGAUAAACUAAACGCCAUCAUCACUUACGCUCUCCAGAAGGAGGUAGAGCACCAGGCAUGGAAAGAGAAGAGACGCCGUCCCUCCCGUUUGAUCCUUUCCAACCUGGCGGCCGACAUUGAUGAAGAAGCCAUCCGUGAAUUCUUUAUCGACUAUAGCAUCACUAUUCAUCCCGAGCGAGAUCCGGUCAAGAGGACCAGGACCGCUCAUGUGGACAUGACUACUAGAUCGAGUGCUGUGCGAGCCUCUUAUGAGGUUGGUGGCAUCUUUGGUCUGGUGGUCAAGAUCAGACUGGCUGUGGAGUGA